GCGCUCACCACAUUGCUGUGCAGGCCCUGCGAGCUGCCUGACUCUGGAUUAUGUUCAGUUUUGUGCGACAAAAUGAAGAGAACGCUAGUAUUGGCUUCGGUGAUUUUGCACGUGGUGCUAUCGUUUGAUCUUCCGCAGGCUGAUCACACUGAGAGCACGAUCAGUGAAGAUUCAGUGAGAGGUCGACGUGAUGUCAUUGAAGAGGAAAAAUACUAUAACAUUCGAGCUGAAAGCAGAAGAGAUGUAAACCAACAACCUUGGUUGCCGGGGCCUUUACCGCCAGAAGACCCCACUACCAAGAUAUCCAUCACCAAUAAUUCGCCAGAACCAUUGUUCUACCAGACGACAGAAACCAUUACCGAUAAACCAACAGGACGAGGCGCAAGAGCAUCCAACGAGAACUGGGUAAAACUUCCAUUCCCAAACCAAAAUGAUGUACAGCGGGACGUCCUCACACCGCCCAAGCCAUCUGGUGACGUCAUCAGCUCUCGCAUGCCUCGAGUCAACUUUGUUACACAAAACAAAGCGUUAGAAGCUUCCGAAUCGAGAAAUGAUAAAGAGUCCAUUCAAAGAGCAACACGCACCGAUAAUUUAAGGACCGAGUUCGUCCGUCCGGACGAAGACAGCGCGCAGUACAAGCCGGUGUAUCCCAGGCAGGCCGUUUAUUACCCGGAAGACAACAGGCGGCCAUAUUACAAUGAUCGAUAUUACGCUUCUGACGAUUUAUACAGGCGAGACCCAUACUAUGAUUUAUACGAUAGAAAGCCGUAUUAUUCAGGCUACGGCCCGCGGGUCGAUAGAUACGAUGACACGUAUGACAAUUACAUACCGAGAAAACCUAAAAGGAUCAUUUACUACGCGCAUUUACCUGAAGUUGUUCGCACGCCGCCGAGCGUCGAUCUGAGAUACCGGUAUUCAGUGGACCCGUACCGACGUUUCGACGACGAUUACAGCACGAGAACCGGUCGAUACGACUACAGAUUUAGAAAUAGAUAUCCCUACGCUCCGUUGAGAAAGGACGAUCGGAGAUUUGGCUACAGGGAUUUAGCGGGCGCGGGUACUGCGACUAAAGAUAAAAAAGUUGACGAAAAAGUCACUCCUACUCCAGUUUUACCACAAAAGGAAGAUAAAUAUAAAGCGAACGCUAGCAUAAACGCAAAUAGAAAUAAUAUAAACAGUCACCAGUAUCAUGAUACCGGAGAUUCGUUUAAUGAUCAACUUUCUCACAAAGCCUUUAAGGAUUCCAUGAGGUCAGACAACAGCUACCUUAGAUUCGAGGACCCCUUAUUCCAUGGAGCAAGAGAGGAUUCGUAUCAGAGAAAAUAUUAACUACACAACAAUCACAUGGAAUAAAUCGGAUUAAUUUCAUUUUACAGUACUAAUCGUUGUCAAUUUAAGCCCAGUUAACAGCUGGCACUACAAGUAAUUUAUCCCAAAUAAAUGUAAUAAGGAA
Messenger RNA from Zerene cesonia (dogface butterfly), 1453 nucleotides. RefSeq lists its product as uncharacterized. The coding region runs from base 73 to 1329 and encodes 418 amino acids. The record is from RefSeq and is a predicted model, not a curated record. The transcript has 3 exons. NCBI's taxonomy places the organism in Eukaryota, Metazoa, Arthropoda, Insecta, Lepidoptera, Pieridae.